Heterocephalus glaber (naked mole-rat) is the source of this 3256-nucleotide messenger RNA. It is a transcript of the gene Mgrn1, whose product is annotated as mahogunin ring finger 1. Lineage: Eukaryota; Metazoa; Chordata; Mammalia; Rodentia; Bathyergidae. Gene Ontology annotation, biological process: protein ubiquitination; negative regulation of G protein-coupled receptor signaling pathway; endosome to lysosome transport. Gene Ontology annotation, cellular component: nucleus; plasma membrane; cytoplasm. The record is from RefSeq and is a predicted model, not a curated record. Gene Ontology annotation, molecular function: ubiquitin protein ligase activity.
GCGCUUGCGGCGCCGCGGCUCGGAGCACUUGGGUGGAGCGGACUCCAUUUCCCGGGAAGCUGCGGGCUGGAAGGCGGGGUGCCGCGGCGUCUGGCCCGGCCAGUUCAGGUGGGGGGCUCGGUUCGAGGCGCCAGUAUGGCUGGGUGUCCGUGCGGCCUGUUUCGAGCUAUGUCCGCGUGAGGAUACCACCGCCGCCGCCGCCCAAGUCCUGGUCCGUGCCCUCAUCAUGGGCUCCAUCCUGAGCCGCCGCAUCGCGGGGGUGGAGGACAUCGACAUCCAGGCUAACUCUGCCUAUCGCUACCCUCCGAAGUCCGGAAACUACUUUGCUUCACACUUUUUCAUGGGAGGUGAGAAAUUUGAUACCCCCCACCCUGAAGGUUACCUCUUUGGAGAGAACAUGGAUCUGAACUUCCUGGGCAGUCGCCCUGUCCAGUUUCCCUAUGUCACUCCUGCCCCCCAUGAGCCUGUGAAGACUCUGAGAAGCCUGGUGAAUAUCCGUAAAGACUCCCUCCGACUUGUAAGGUACAAAGAUGAUGCUGACAGCCCCAUUGAGGGCAGCGAGAAACCCCGGGUACUCUACAGCCUGGAAUUCACCUUUGACGCUGAUGCCCGCGUGGCCAUCACCAUCUACUGCCAGGCAGUGGAGGAAUUCCUGAAUGGCAUGGCAGUGUACAGCCCCAAGAGCCCGGCCCUGCAGUCGGAGACCAUCCACUACAAGAGGGGAGUGAGCCAGCACUUCUCACUGCCUUCCUUCAAGAUCGACUUCUCCGAGUGGAAAGACGACGAGUUGAACUUCGACCUGGACCGGGGCAUAUUUCCAGUGGUCAUCCAGGCCGUGGUGGAUGAGGGAGAUGUUGUGGAAGUGACCGGCCAUGCCCAUGUGCUUUUGGCUGCCUUUGAAAAGCACGUGGACGGCAGCUUCUCUGUGAAGCCGUUAAAGCAGAAGCAGAUUGUGGACCGAGUCAGCUACCUACUGCAGGAGAUCUAUGGCAUCGAGAACAAGAACAACCAGGAGACCAAGCCCUCAGACGAUGAGAACAGUGACAAUAGCAGCGAGUGCGUGGUGUGUCUGUCAGACCUCCGGGACACGUUGAUCCUGCCCUGCCGCCACCUGUGCCUCUGCACCUCCUGUGCUGACACGCUGCGCUAUCAGGCCAAUAACUGCCCCAUCUGCCGGCUGCCAUUCCGGGCCCUCCUGCAGAUACGGGCUGUGCGGAAGAAGCCAGGGGCCGUAUCUCCCAUCUCCUUCAGCCCUGUCCUGGCCCAGAGCAUGGACCAUGAUGAGCAUUCUUGUCCCUUUAAAAAGUCAAAGUUGCACCCUGCCUCCCUGGCCAGCAAGAAACCUAAAAGGGAAACAAGCUCCGACAGCAUCCCACCUGGCUAUGAGCCCAUCUCCCUGCUUGAAGCACUCAAUGGCCUGCGGGCCGUCUCCCCGGCCAUCCCUUCAGCCCCCCUUUAUGAGGAAAUCACCUACUCGGGGGUCUCGGAUGGCCUUUCCCAGGCCAGCUGUCCACUUGCUGGAAUUGACCAGGUCCUAGAAACCAGCCACCAGAGCAGGCAACGGAGCAAAUCUCCUGACAGCACACUGCUGUCCCCGUCAUCCCCCAUCCAUGAGGAGGAUGAGGAGAAACUCUCUGAGGACUUGGAAGUUCCUCCCCCACCAGGUGCCCCGGAGCUGGCCCUGGGGGAGAGCAGCUCGCCUGAGAGUUUCCUAACGGAAGAGGUUGAUGAGCCAUCGCUGAAGCAAGGGAGCCAAGUGGCAUCCAUCGAGGAGGUCCUGCAGGAUGGCAGCCCCGAGCACCAAGCCUAUGCCCAGUCAGGUCCUCCUGCUGACAUCUGCCUGCCAGGAUGGCCCACCUCCAUGGAGUCGCCUCACAGCCUCAGCACCGCUGGGCCCCCCUGGCCUCCUCUUGGGGGCUCCAGUCCUGACCCUGGGACUUCUGACCUGACCCCACUCUGAGAGCCUGGUUUGGCUAGCAGCAUGGACCCCUCAGCCCCCCAGACUCUGCUGAAGGACUUCCCUGGACUUCAGCAUGACCCCAGCCUCUCCUGUCUGCACGCCCUGUGUGGGACCAGCCUCUGAGGGGCCAGGUGGCCCUCAAUCAAAGAGCACAGUGGAUUGUCCACUCUACAAACCCUCUUUUUCUAUGAUCGAUAUAUUUGUAAAUGGUACAAGAUGAAGGGCAGCAGCUUUUACCCUGGGCCCUGGACCCUGGGGUUCCCCCAGAUGCCAGUGUCCAUACUCAGAAAACUGGCAGAAGAGGAGUUACUGAUCUCCGAUGUGCUGUUUGCACAGACCUUCUAAAUGGGUGAGGGGGCCAGAGUCCCGGCCAAUGAAGGAAAUAGUGCCUGUCUGCCCACCCCACUUGCGUGUUCCUUGUGGCAGACUGGCCCUUGCUGCUGCUUUUGCUCCCUGGUGUUUGUUGUGGCCAUGGGUGGCCUUCUCUAGUGCCAGAGGGCUCACCUGCUCUGCUCUUUGCUCCGUGCCCUUUAGCAGCCCUUUCCCUGGCAGCUGGGGCAGCACAGGCCAUCUGCAGUGGUUGGUGUCCUCUGGCCUGGUACCCAUGCCCUGUGCUUUCUCACAGGCACUGCUCUGCAUCCUCUUCAGAUGCUUCUAUAGUGGUGGCAUUUUGCCUCAGCCACUGCUGCUGCUGCUGCCCAACCAUGUGCUGUGGCUUCUUUAGUUCCCCUAUUGUUUUCUAUGUCCUUUUGCUUUUCUCUUAUUCUGAGUGGAACCUGCCUGGGGGGAGAGGGGACCAAAAGCCCACAUGGGGCAGAACCCCAGCUGUGAUGCUUCUAAGGCAGUCUUAGGAGAGAAGCACAAGGGCUCUAGAUGCUUGUGCCUCUGCAGAGCCUGCUGCCUGUGGUGUGUGCAGCCCCCCUGGGCAGGGAGGGUGGAGGGCCCCAGCCUGGGGAGCUUCAAUGCCCUGACUCCUGGGGGAGGAUGGCAGAGAGGUAGAGCCUGCCCUAGGGCUCGGUGUUGCUGGAGCCCCGGCUUUGCCCAGUGGCCACCUUGUUCUUGGGUCAGCCUGUAUGCAAAGCGCUGUCUUCAUAUCCUGCUUCCCUCUGCCUGCCAUAGGUUCACACAUGCAUGCCCCUCUCCUGGACAGGUUGGUGGCAGUACUUUGAAGGACAGGAUGCAGAUUAGUUUACCUUGGACUCUCACGUGCUAUAAUUUGAUGUACUCUGACUGGCUAGUGUUUUUGUUUUUACUGUAUAUUUAUAGUAAUAAAAUCACACAGCAAUAUCCUGUCUG